AUGUCCGCGGUCGACCCCGCCCUUCAGGAUCCUCUCCUUUCGCUCCGGCGCGCGAUCGCCGCUGGUAGCCUUCCAACCGCGACGACCUCGUCGGAGCUCUCGAGCGACCACGCGACGGAAGACCUGGCUCAGGCGACACACCUCUUCUUCUCGCAACCGGUUCCCCAAUCCAUUGCGCUCACCACUCCCACGCGAUUCGUCUCCGCCUCCACAAGCACACCCGUUGACCUCCGCAGCAUCUUUUUCGCGUGGCAGAAGAAGGAUGUCGCGAUUCCAGAUUACAUCGCCUCGGCGCAGGAGCUGAAUGAGGCGCUGAAGCAGAAGGAAGGAGACGAGGCACAAGUCCAAAACCUGGUCUUUGUCGAACGUCUGGAUCUGAUCACUUGGCUGGAAGGUGCUUCUGAUGAGAGCGAAUACAUCAAGCCGCUGGAGGGUGCCGCUGCUGCUGCUGAGGCCGCCGCGGCGGUUGCUGGCACUAUUCAGUCAGAUGCUGCUGCGGGAAUUGCCUCUGGUGCCGCUAGAGCAUCUGCCCAGGGCGGUGCAGGCGCUGCGCCGACAGGAGCCCAGGGAAGUAGGGCGCAGAAGCAGAUCGACCCCCGACUGCAGGAGAUCUACAAUGGGGAACGAAAGACUGGAGACCGGAACACUGUACUACAUGGAAUCAAGCCAACGGACUUCUCCCACAUCCGGAAAAGCGCCGAGGUCUUCCACGACAAAAACCGCAAUCGCCCUGGCCAGCAAGGCGCAAAGCCCGGCGUCAAGAGCUCUUCCGUGGUGCCAGCACCGUCUGCAGGACUCCCCCUGCCGUCGCGCAAAUCCAACUCUCGCCCCGACCCGAUCAUCCUCCUCUCCCCCUCCGCCUCUUCUCCUAUCCGCAUGUCCAACAUCAAAUCCUUCCUGGGCGAGGGCGUUUACGUCCCUCCCGACCACCCAACUCUGAGCAUGUCAACCGACGCCAACUUCAUGGAAAUCAAGCGCACGCUGAACCUGAAGGCCGACCCCUCAAACCCCUCCGCCGGCUCCAUCGGCUCACAGGUCGGACGGUCCUCGAAGCCAACCAAAUUCAUUCUCGUCGACGGUACGACCAACUUCAAGCCCGAGUAUUGGUCACGAUUGGUGGCUGUCUUCACGACCGGUCAAACAUGGCAGUUCAAAUCAUACAAGUGGUCUUCGCCGCCUGAGCUCUUCAAGCAUGCGCAGGGUAUCUUCGUCAAGUUCAGGGGAGAAGAUACGCCCGAGGCAGUGACUUCAUGGGGUAGCGGUGUGGCUUCAUUCCCGAUCGCACGGUGGGAUGACAAGCUCGGUGUCAAUGGCCCUGGACGCUGGAAGGAUCAGGAGGUCGUGGAGAGUAUCUGGAUGGCUAUCGAGGAGAGUAUGAAGCUCCGCGGCUGGGGAUCUAAGUAA
Messenger RNA from Penicillium argentinense, 1404 nucleotides. RefSeq lists its product as uncharacterized. Gene Ontology annotation, cellular component: Cdc73/Paf1 complex. The transcript is spliced from 2 exons. Bases 1 to 1404 code for a protein of 467 amino acids. The record is from RefSeq and is a predicted model, not a curated record. Lineage: Eukaryota; Fungi; Ascomycota; Eurotiomycetes; Eurotiales; Aspergillaceae. Gene Ontology annotation, biological process: transcription elongation by RNA polymerase II; positive regulation of transcription elongation by RNA polymerase II. Gene Ontology annotation, molecular function: RNA polymerase II complex binding.